GCUCAGCUCUGUCUUUAUUUCUACUACUACUCACUGUAUUUUACAGAGCUUUCAGUCCCUCUCCCUCUCCCUCUCUCUCUCUCUCUCCCCUCUCUCUCUCUAGAUGCUCUCUUGGGGAGAAGAAAUUUAGGGUGACUGAGAAUUCUUAGCCUCUUUGCUCACUUGGGUGUGAUUUGGAUUGAUUGAUUUUGAUUGUUCCUUCAGGAAAUCAUAAGCUUAAAAUGGUUAUUUCUGAUGAGAACCGUUCCAAUCUGAUCAGACCCACAAAUAUGCAAGGAGGACUAGAGGUGGGUACCGGCAAGCUUGGACAGCGGCAGAUUAGGCAGACCAGGAGGGCUUUAGGAGUCAUUAAUCAAAGCUUGUUAGGAGCUCCAGCAUACCCUUGUGUUGUUAACAAGAGACCCUUUACACAAAAACAUGAAGUUUAUGAGAAGAAGCAGGCAGAUCCAGCGCACAGACCAAUCACCAGGAAGUUUGCUGCACAAAUUAGCACUCAGCCAUCUUGUUUCGAGGAAGUCAAGAUCCCAAAGGUGCCAAACAAAGCAGAUGAAACCACGAACUCAGCUGGUUUUGGAGAUUGCAUUAGUAUAUUCGUAGACGACGAAUUCAAGUCCCCUGAAGGCCAAGCAGAAGCAAUGACGGAGGACGCAGAGCCCAUGUUCUUAGAGCAAGAAGAAUCAAUGCCGGAAGAAGCGAAUGAUACGAAAGAGGUUGAAAUGGAGGACAUUGUGGAAGAGCCUCUUGUGGAUAUUGACGGUGGCGAUUUGAAGAAUCCCCUUGCAGUUGUAGACUAUGUUGAGGAUCUCUAUGCUUACUAUAGGAGAAUGGAGGGUUUUAGCUGUGUCCCACCUAACUAUUUGGAGCAACAAUGUGACAUCAAUGAGAAGAUGAGGGCUAUACUAAUUGACUGGCUUAUUGAGGUGCACGACAAGUUUGAGCUACUGAAGGAGACAUUGUUUCUUACUGUGAACCUUAUAGACAGAUUUUUAUCCCAGCAUACGGUUGUAAGAAAGAAACUUCAGUUGGUUGGUCUGGUUGCCAUGCUUUUAGCAUGCAAAUAUGAGGAAGUUUCUGUUCCUAUCGUCGGGGAUUUGAUUCUUAUAUCGGAUAAAGCUUACACAAGGAAUGAUGUCCUGGAAAUGGAGAACAUGAUUCUCAACACAUUGCAGUUUAACAUGUCAGUUCCAACGCCGUAUGUUUUCAUGAAUAGAUUCCUCAAGGCUGCUCAAUCCGACAAGAAGAUUGAACUCCUAUCGUUCUUCUUAAUCGAGCUCUCUCUCGUGGAGUACCAAAUGCUGAAGUUUCCACCAUCUCUGUUAGCCGCUGCUGCAGUCUACACUGCUCAAUGCACUCUUCUCGGGUUCAAGCAAUGGAGCAGCACCUGCGAGUGGCACACAAACUACUCGGAAGAACAGCUCUUAGAAUGCUCAAGUUUGAUGGUGGGAUUCCACCAGAAGGCGUCGACGGGGAGGCUGACAGGGGUGCACAGGAAGUACUGUACAUCCAAGUUUGGCUACAUUGCAAAUUCAGAACCAGCAAAGUGUCUGGUGCAGAAUCAACAACUAUAGCAGGCCCAUAUACUCACUAACAAACAUUACAUAUGAUGACUUUGUUAAUUGGGGUUUAAUUGGGUAAUUUGGGAAGAAGAAGAAGAUUAAUGCACUUAAUAAUUCAGCAACUGUGGUUGCACACCUAGGAAAGUUGGGUUACCCUAGAUUUCUAGGAUUUGCAGCAGCCUCAAGUUGUUUGCUUGAGAAAGCAGAUUAGUGUGUUCUAAUUGAACAUGCUCCAUUUUUCAUUUCAAAUUUUUACUUUGAACUUCAAAUAAAUUGACGACACAAAUGGAUUCCAUUUUCUCAA
Molecule: messenger RNA, 1860 nt
Organism: Pyrus x bretschneideri (Chinese white pear)
Lineage: Eukaryota; Viridiplantae; Streptophyta; Magnoliopsida; Rosales; Rosaceae
Product: G2/mitotic-specific cyclin-2
Exons: 11
Coding region: 222-1568 (448 amino acids)
Biological process (GO): mitotic cell cycle phase transition; regulation of cyclin-dependent protein serine/threonine kinase activity
Cellular component (GO): nucleus; cytoplasm; centrosome
Molecular function (GO): cyclin-dependent protein serine/threonine kinase regulator activity
Source: RefSeq, a predicted model, not a curated record